UGUUGGCCGACCGGUGACAGUAUGUUUACAGCGGCACUGUUUAUGGAAAUUUGUUUACGGCGGCAUUACUUCCAAAACAUUUUGUAUCGGAUAAGACAACGAAACCCUUCGUUCCAGUGUAGAAUUGUUCUUAUUUUUAACCUAUCCGAUAUCUUCAUUUGUCAGUGUUGUGGAAUUAGACGAUAAGAUUACUAAGAAGUUAUUGAAAGUGAUAAGCGUAUUCCUUUGAUAAGGAACCUUCUCGUAAAGGUUGCGAAUCGGAAUCAGUAGGCAAAUAUCAUUUUAUUAGACAAGUUGUAUUUUCAUUACUGCAGCAACUGUUUAACAAGAUGAGUAAAAUGUUAAACGAAAUCUGUGAUAUGCUGGAUGGAUACACCGGCAGGGAUAAGAUAAUUCGCACACUAUGUUACACUACCAAACUGGCGUCCGGCCUGUACGCGCAGUCGGAUCCAACAAGGUCGAAAAAACUGGCUAUAUUUAGUUCCAAAAUGUCUCAAACCCGUGCCACGCUGCGCCUUUUCGACGAUUUACCAAUGUUGGCGUACAGUCUGAGCUAUGGGUAUGGCAGUAAGGAACCGGAUCGAUGGAUGGGUUUGAUAGGAUUCGUCACCAAUUUGAUCGAUCAUGCGUACUAUCCCGUGGACAAGAUCUGUUGGCUGAUCGAGCACAAUCUACUAAAUGUUGAGAACCCUACCCGCUGGGACACGAUCAGUUCAAUGCUUUGGGUAGCAUCGAUUUACUUAAACCUGAUGAAAACGAUCCGGAGCUUCACCGUGAUGGAACAGCAUAAAUCAUGCAUCGAUAAAAAGGAAAACGAAAGCAGCCAAGCGUUCCGCAUGUUGCUGAUUAAGCAACGCAUGGAGGCCAUAUCGAUAUUGCGGUUGUCACUGGAUCUGAUCCAUGCCGGGAGCACACUGCCAAAGGGUAUGCUGUGGGGUGGUCGUUUCCAAACUUGGCACGUAGGAUUAAUUGGAAGCAUUUCCUCACUGCUGGGCCUCUACCAAUACGUUGCUAAGAAGCGAAUCGUUAAGCAGAGUUCCUAGUGCAGCAUAAAUCGUGCAAUUGCAAAUCCACAGCUCAACAUUUUGUUGGUUUCUUUUUAAAUAAUUAAAACUUUACGUUGCUUGCGCAAUUUAAUUUACGAUGAAAUUCAAUGGAAAAGCAAAUUUAGCACCAUCACGUCGAUCGCGGAUCGCUUAGCUUAUGAAUAGCGUUUAAUCAACCAGUUAGAAAAAACGGGUUUUUCAAUUGAAAGUUGAUAUUUGUCGUUACGAUUUGUGUUGUAUGCUUUCCUAUGUUAUACGGUUAUUGUAAAAAAGAAAAAUGUUACACAAAAAAAAAAUCUAGUCAGUAACUUGACCAUGUAAAUAAAAAGAAAAUCAUUUCAGAAAAAUGGCAUAAUGUGACAAAA
This is a messenger RNA of Anopheles funestus (African malaria mosquito), 1411 nucleotides long. Its product is annotated as peroxisomal membrane protein 11C-like. The transcript is spliced from 4 exons. Gene Ontology annotation, cellular component: peroxisomal membrane. Gene Ontology annotation, biological process: peroxisome fission. The coding region runs from base 330 to 1043 and encodes 237 amino acids. NCBI's taxonomy places the organism in Eukaryota, Metazoa, Arthropoda, Insecta, Diptera, Culicidae. The record is from RefSeq and is a predicted model, not a curated record.